UCACGUGGCACAUUUAAUACUACACGAUCUCUGUCUGUAGAAACAUCGCCAGAAAAAAAAUCAGGACACGCUGUCACAAUUUUGUGCCAUGUUUGGGGCAAAAAACUUAGAUCAUGCCCCGAUUAA
This is a messenger RNA of Ambispora leptoticha, 126 nucleotides long. The record is from the annotation of a GenBank genome assembly. Lineage: Eukaryota; Fungi; Glomeromycota; Glomeromycetes; Archaeosporales; Ambisporaceae.